Messenger RNA from Thalassophryne amazonica, 1850 nucleotides. It is a transcript of the gene idh3a, whose product is annotated as isocitrate dehydrogenase (NAD(+)) 3 catalytic subunit alpha. Gene Ontology annotation, cellular component: mitochondrion. Gene Ontology annotation, molecular function: magnesium ion binding; NAD binding; isocitrate dehydrogenase (NAD+) activity. Bases 5 to 1096 code for a protein of 363 amino acids. The transcript has 11 exons. NCBI's taxonomy places the organism in Eukaryota, Metazoa, Chordata, Actinopteri, Batrachoidiformes, Batrachoididae. Gene Ontology annotation, biological process: isocitrate metabolic process; tricarboxylic acid cycle. The record is from RefSeq and is a predicted model, not a curated record.
AGCUAUGGCGUGGAAAUCAGUGGUGUCACGGGUAGUGGGAGCAUUAAAGACACAGACUCCACAACUCAAAGCAUUCACCCGUGGGAUCCAAACUGUUACUUUAAUCCCUGGUGAUGGAAUUGGCCCUGAGAUCUCCACUGCUGUAAUGAAGAUAUUUGAAGCCGCAAAAGCACCUAUUCAGUGGGAAGAGAGAAAUGUUACAGCUAUCCAGGGUCCCGGUGGCAAGUGGAUGAUUCCUCUUGAUGCAAAAGAAUCAAUGGACAGGAACAAAAUUGGCCUGAAAGGUCCCUUAAAGACACCGAUUGCUGCUGGUCAUCCAUCUAUGAAUCUGCUGUUGAGGAAAACCUUUGACCUCUAUGCCAAUGUACGUCCGUGUGUAUCUAUUGAGGGCUACCAGACCCCCUACACUGAUGUGAACCUGGUCACCAUCAGGGAGAACACGGAGGGAGAAUACAGUGGGAUUGAACAUGUGAUCGUUGAUGGGGUUGUACAGAGUAUUAAGCUCAUUACAGAACAAGCCAGCCAACGCAUUGCAGAAUAUGCUUUUGAAUAUGCCAGAAAUAAUCACAGGACCAGUGUCACUGCUGUUCAUAAAGCCAAUAUUAUGCGCAUGUCAGAUGGACUGUUCUUACGAAAAUGCAGAGAAGCUGCUGAAAAGCAUAACGAUGUGAAAUUCACCGAGAUGUACUUGGACACUGUGUGCCUUAAUAUGGUACAGGAUCCCUCGCAGUUUGAUGUUUUAGUGAUGCCAAAUUUGUAUGGAGACAUUUUGAGUGAUCUUUGUGCUGGACUGAUCGGAGGUCUUGGAGUGACCCCUAGUGGAAACAUAGGUGCCAAUGGUGUUGCCAUAUUUGAAUCGGUUCAUGGAACUGCUCCAGAUAUCGCAGGAAAGGACAUGGCCAAUCCAACUGCCUUGCUGCUCAGUGCGGUCAUGAUGCUGCGGCACAUGGGCCUUCAUGAAUACGCCAAGAAGAUUGAAGCUGGUUGCUUUGACACCAUCCGUGACAAAAAGGUUCUGACGAAAGACCUGGGCGGAGAGUCAAAGUGCUCAGAAUUUACAGAGGCAAUAUGUCAAAGAGUGCAGGAUAUGGGCUGAGGGAAUGUUAAACCAUAAGUCACCUGGGUUUUUUUUUUUCUCAUUUCAUGUUGUAUGCACAUUUGUAACUUAAAAAAAUGAUGCAUGUAUUUAAAACAGCUUUUGUUUAAGACCCCAAAUGUUUUCCUGUAUCCCCUAAAAACACUGCCUUAAAACUAAGGGGUUAAAGCGCAAUAGGUACUCUGGCUGCUGUCUUUGCAAUACGCAUUUCAUUUCCAAAUUUUGAUGCAAUACUCUGUUUACCAAAUGAAUUUCGCUUUUAGUGUGAAGAGUUUGACACUGUAAUGACAGGCACAGUCUGUAACCCUCAAACAAACAAAUUACAUAAUUAAAAUAAUUGAAUUUUACAAAGAUGGGAGAUGUUUUACAAUAUAGCUUCUCUUUAUGUCAUAUUUCUGUUGCAUAUAUCAAGAGUAUAUAAUGAUAAAGCUGUACUAUAAGAUCAGAGAUGUCAGACCAGUUAUUUAAUGUCAUGUUGUUGACUGUUAUUGCUAUAAACCACCCCACAGGCUGUGGUCAUGACUUCCAUCAUUUUACCACAGUUAACCUGAAUUUUAUACUUGCAUAUUUUUAUACAUACUAUGCUGUAAUAUACCACAAUAUAAGUAGCUAAGAAUGCUUUUUAUCACUUCUGUAAUAUUGUAAAUAUUUUACCUGUGUUGUCUAUAGCUGAUGUAGAGACAAUGAUUCAUGCCUUUGUCUCUUCUAGAAUAGAUUACUGUAAUGUCCUGUUUUCUGCCUUACCUCAGUCCAG